Molecule: messenger RNA, 771 nt
Organism: Homalodisca vitripennis (glassy-winged sharpshooter)
Lineage: Eukaryota; Metazoa; Arthropoda; Insecta; Hemiptera; Cicadellidae
Exons: 3
Coding region: 96-707 (203 amino acids)
Source: RefSeq, a predicted model, not a curated record
CUUUUACAAAUUUGUGUUGACACAUACACAAAACUACAACACUAAAAUAUACAAAUCACAGACAAAUUCGAAGUACUUUAUAUACAAUAAUUAUAAUGACUGAGCACUUAGUUCCUAUCAGCAACCCAAUAUACGCACCUCCAAUUAACAACAACAGCGACUUGUUUGGUUGUCAGCCUUCCAUAAACACUGAAUACAACCACAGUAGCUGGCCAGGAACAGAGUAUCCAUACACAGCGCAGGACCACCUCGCCCUUAGAAGAACAGCUCACAAGAAUUUCAUCAGACCCCGCACCCUGGACGGCGUUACGGUCCAUAAACCAGUUGAUGAAGAGGCGUAUAGCUGUAACUGCAACUUGGAUAAUUCUCCGUGGAACUCCAAGAUGAACAGUGAAGCGCUCAAAUAUGAGGUAAAAAGUGGUGUGUUGAAAAGAGGUUGCGACUGUCUCAAGAGGAAUGGUCUUCAGGAUCAGUGUCCUAGGAUUAGGCACGAGGGUCGCUGGCAAAGGGGUGGAAGUGGUGAGGUCUUACCACCGAGAUCAUACUAUACCGACCACAUCCAGAGACGAUCGAGGCCACAGAAUAACACUUGUGAGGCUGUAACAUCGCGACAACAUGGGGCUGAGACGUUGGCAGGAUCAUAUCCUUGCGAGGCUUUAUUGAUUUGCAAAAGAGCUAACGAAAAGUCUGUAAAUGAAAAGUGCUAGACUUAAAAAAAAGUAGGAAGAUCCUGCUUGUAAAACGUUAGAGACACCUAAAAAUAUCCAAAUA